Cucurbita pepo subsp. pepo (vegetable marrow) is the source of this 916-nucleotide messenger RNA. RefSeq lists its product as uncharacterized. Lineage: Eukaryota; Viridiplantae; Streptophyta; Magnoliopsida; Cucurbitales; Cucurbitaceae. The record is from RefSeq and is a predicted model, not a curated record.
UUAAAAAAACAAACCCUUCUCCCGCAAACUCAAUCCCAUAUAACCCUCUCUCACAAACAUCCAUAAAUGCCACAAUGGAAAACGCAGAUGUUUUGUGUUUGUCUCUGUACCUCCUUCCACUUUCUGCUCUCUGUAUAAAGACUCCGCCUUCUACUCCCCCUUUUACCCAUUCCCUUCUUUCUUCUCCACAUAAUUUUGCAUGGAUUUUGGAAAACAGGGGACCUCCGACAGUUCCAGCGACGAAUAUGACCCCCCGCCGCCGCCACACCAACAUCACCAUCAUCAUCAUCAUCAUCCCAAACACCACGCCGAUAAUGACCCCACUAAACGCCCCUACGAGUGCACAUUUUGUAAGCGUGGCUUCACCAAUGCUCAAGCCCUCGGUGGCCACAUGAACAUCCACCGCAAGGACCGUGCCAAACCCAAACACCGCAAUUUCACUCAUUCCUCUUCUUCUUCUCCUCAUUCCAACGACCAAUUAUUCCCUCCCCUUUCCACCCAACCCAACAUCCCCUAUUGCCCCCCGCCGCCGCAGCCGCCGUCGUCUUACCGGAUGUACUUUGACACCGCUGCCACCAACUUCCCUAUUCACCCCCAGAUCAGAUCGCCCGGCGUCGUCAAUCAAGAGCUUCUCGGAGCCGAUCUCAGCCUCCAAAUUGAUCAAACCAGGGGUGUCUGGGAAAAUGAAGAAGUCGAUUUGGAGCUUCGACUCGGGCAUGAAUAUCGCUGAUCCAAUCUGACGACGACGACGACGAAGAAGAAGAGGAGAUCCAGAUGGGUGCGUUAUUUUUCAAGUUUUAUUGUACAGCGAUGGUGAUAAUAAGGGGAACAUGGUUUUGAAUUUGUUUACUUGAAAUGUUUUGUAUUACCAGCUCGGCUCUGUCUAAUUUUGUCAUCUUUCUCAGAGCUAGCUAUU